Messenger RNA from Cuscuta europaea, 2883 nucleotides. NCBI's taxonomy places the organism in Eukaryota, Viridiplantae, Streptophyta, Magnoliopsida, Solanales, Convolvulaceae. The record is from the annotation of a GenBank genome assembly.
UUACAUUUAUAAGCAAACCAGCUUCCUUCGCUAUCGUCUCCACGGUUAAUAGCAGCCAGCCAUGACCGGACGAAAAUAUAAGUCUCCACGGGGGAAACUCAAGAAAAGGAAACGUAAUAAGAAGGAAGAGACUGCCGCCUUACCAUCAGUCCCAGAAAACCAGGAGAAAGUUUUGGAAACCAGCUCAUCAGCAGACACUGAAACUAUUGCUGAAUAUCUUACCCGCUUUAUUAAGGAUACCGUUAAAGAUGGUCACUCGGUUAACCAGUUUGGGACGCUUGGAAAUGAUGACUCCUCUUCACCACUAAGAGAGGAAUCUGGCGAAUCUGAAGUUCAGACUGUUAUCUCGGAACAAAAUGGCCAAGAGGUGUUUGAUGAAUGUCGCAAAGAGACCAGAACAUCAAGAGCAAAUCCCCCUCGGGAAAUGGAUGAUCAACCGACUCCGCCUACUCAGUGUAAACCAAAGAGUCAGUCCCGCCAGAAAAAGGGUAGGCAUGGCACCCGAUUGACGGAAUUGAUUUCCAACCGUAGUGCUCAUAUAAGACUGCCUAUCGACUUUCAUGCUAAAACUGGGAAACCAAUAGGCCCACAUAAGAAUAAAUUCAAGAGUUUUGUGGCCCUUCUAGGAAGGAGUUUUGCUAGUAUACUUAGACCGAAUUGGAAGAGCAUAGAGGAGCGUGUCAAGAAUCAGAUAUGGGAGAGUAUCCAGCUUACCUUUGACGUCCCUAAUGAUCCUCGACUGAGAAAGAGAUGGAUCUCUUUUGCGGGUGCACGGUGGAGGGGAUUUAAGACACAGCUCACAUCACAGUACAUAUUUGGCAAUCGAUGUGACCAGUCUCCUUGUGAGGAGUACCCAUUCAUUGACCAGGACACUUGGCGACAGUUUGUCCUGAGCCGACAAGACCCUGCCUUUCUGGAGCGCAGACAAAAGGCAAAGAAAACUCAGGCACUUAAUGUCUGCCCACACAUACUAUCUCGGGGUGGAUAUGAGUUGCUCGAGGAAAAGAUGAUGGCUGGAAAAUUGAAAAACUCUGAGGAACCCUCCCAGCCCGAUCCUUCUGAAACUCUUGAUCCUCCUCCCCCUCUCCUCCUUCCACGUCAUGAAAAAUGGAAGGCUGCACGGAAAAGGCCCUCUGGUGAGUUUACAACACAGGAGAGCCGCAUGGUGGCUCAGAAGAUUGAUUCCCUAGUUGAGGAAAGCACUCAAGGAACCUUUGUUCCUAAGGGUCGUGAGGAUAUCUUAACUGCUGCUCUUGGUCGAUCAGAGCAUCCGGGCCGUGUCCGUGCUGCUGGAUGGGGUGUUGGUAUUCGAGAGUACUUUGGACCCCCAGUACGCCCUCCAGUUUUUACUCAGGAGGAUGUUGAUCGCAUCAAGUGGGAGGUGCGGCAGGAGGUGACACAGGAGUUGACACAAUUAUUCUCCCAAAAACUCCAGGAUGAGCUGGCAAAGAUGGGGUUUGCUCCACUACAGCAGCAGCACACACAAGUCCGAGAUAGUUGUUUCCCUGCAAGUGUGAGUGUAGAGGGAAGCAAUGCCCCAGAUGCCUCUGAGCCUGAUGAUGAUGAUGAAAUGUGUCAGCUUUAUAUUGAUUCUCCUUUCCACUUAGUAGCAAUGGGAAAGGUGCAUGAAUUGGGACCUACUAUACACCAUGAGACUAUAGCUGCAGAUAUUGUGAGGGUUGAGGUAAUACAAGCUCUAGAUGCAGCUGCGCUGGUUCCUAUUACCACUGACGAGGUUCGCACUGUGGGCCAGGCACUUAAUCACUUCAUUUCAUGGCCACGAAGAUUGAUCGGUGCUCUUGAGUUCCAGGAUGGUGGUGGUUCUGACCAAGAUGAUGCCCCCUAUGAGCAUCGAGACCCACUAUCGCGUUUGCGCUCAAUGGCUACACAUCUCGGGCCACAUCCUGUAGAGCUCAUCCUGAGAAAAGAGGUCACUGGCAUGGCAGAUGUGCCUCUUUAUGUCAGAUCAGAAGAAAUAAUGGAGAUAUGUUUGGGUAAUCAAAUGCUUAGUGCAAUAAUUAUACAAGUGUGGGUCAUGUAUCUGCAUGGAAUAUGUGUGCAAAGAAAAAAUGUACAUUUUCACGGAUUUCUUGACCUGCAACUAAUUCAAGAUGUAGGAAACAGACACAAGGAAAUCCAGACAUACAUACAGGGUCAGCUAAAGGGCGGUGGAAAGGAGUGCUACCUUGCACCUUAUUUCUACCCGACGCAUUGGCAAUUGUUUGUAUUAUGCCCUCGGCAGAAUACAAUUGUCUUCUUUUGCUCUCUAGGGAAUAAGCCGAAAAAUAAUAUCAAGAGUGUCAUGAAUAUGGCCAUGAAGGGACAUCAGGUGCUAAAACCCACAAGGAAAAUCAGUCCGAAAUGGGUUAUACCCAAGUCCCGAAUGCAAAUGGGAGAUCAUGAAUGCGGGUACUAUGUCAUGAGACAAAUGUUUACCAUCAUUUAUGCGGAUGAUAUCAAUGCAUGGAUUGGGGAACUUGACACUCAAGACGCAUUCACUGAACAAGAAAUCAAUGAUGUGCGGGAACGUUGGGCAUCAUAUUUGUGUGACAUUAAGGGGUUUUGAUAUUUUGUACUAGUGCUUUCAAGGAAAUGAACUGUGUGUAUAUAUUAGCUAUGGCACAAAUUAUUAUCGUCAUUUCCCGGUCAACUCCAAGCCACAACUCCUUGAGUUUCACGUAAUUGUAUGUAUGGCAUAUAGAGCCUGCACUUAUUGUCGUGCAUGCAAAUAAAAAAGUGGUUUUCCCGUGCAAAGUGUGAAUGGUUGCACUUAUUGUCAUGUGCUGCACAGCAUGCACUUUUGCCUUCAAGCGAUGCACUUUCAGAAAUCACCCCUUAUAUAGGAGGUUCUGUCCGGACAUUGUCAUUUGGAGCGGUUUCCGG